GUGAGUGAGUGGGUGGGAUUAUAAUCCGCAGGUGACUGGAGAGUGAACCAUUGUAAUAGACUAGUUAAUUUGAGUGCAAAAAAUGUUGCAAAAAAUAACUAAUUUUACUGUGAGGGACGUGAGAUUUCCUACGUCUUUGGAGCAGCACGGCUCAGAUGCGAUGCACACGGACCCGGAUUACUCGGCCGCCUACGUGGUUCUGGACACGGACAGUGGGCUGAAGGGCUUCGGGCUCACUUUCACUUUAGGAAAAGGAACUGAGAUCGUGGUGCGUGCCGUCCAGGCUCUAGCAGGACUGGUUGUUGGGAAAUCUUUGCACGACAUUGUGAGCAACUUUCGGGACUUUUACCGGCUGCUGACCAGUGACGGCCAAAUGAGAUGGCUGGGUCCAGAGAAAGGAGUGAUCCACUUGGCCACCGCUGCCGUCCUGAAUGCUGUUUGGGACCUGUGGGCUCGGGUGGAGGGCAAGCCUCUGUGGAAGCUGCUGGUCGACAUGGAUCCGAAACAGGUCGUCUCCUGCAUUGACUUCAGAUACAUCACCGAUGUCCUGACAGAGGAGGAAGCUCUUGGCAUACUUGUGAAUGCAAAGGAGGGAAAGCAGCAGAGAGAGGACCUUAUGAUGAGCCAGGGUUAUCCUGCCUACACCACCUCCUGUGCGUGGCUGGGAUACUCAGACCAACAGCUCAAACAGCUUUGCGCGGAUGCUCUUCAAAACGGCUGGACCCGCUUUAAGGUGAAAGUUGGCGCUGACCUAGAGGACGAUAUCCGGAGGUGUCGUCUCAUCAGGCAGAUGAUUGGGCCUAGCAACACGUUGAUGAUUGAUGCCAACCAGAGAUGGGACGUAGUCGAGGCCAUCAGCUGGGUGACCAAACUGGCGGAGGUCAAACCUCUGUGGAUCGAGGAGCCCACUUCUCCGGAUGACAUCCUGGGUCAUGCUGCUAUUUCUAAGGCUUUGGCUCCACUUGGGAUUGGAGUGGCUUCAGGCGAGCAGUGUCACAACAGGGUGAUGUUCAAGCAGUUCCUGCAGGCUUCGGCGCUGCAGUUUGUUCAAAUAGACAGCUGCCGGUUGGGCAGCGUCAAUGAAAACCUGGCUGUGCUGCUGAUGGCCCACAAGUUCAAAGUGCCUGUGUGUCCUCAUGCUGGAGGAGUCGGUCUGUGUGAACUGGUUCAGCACCUCAUCCUGUUUGAUUACAUCUGCGUGUCGGCGGAUCUCAGCGGCCGAAUGUGUGAAUAUGUCGACCAUCUCCACGAACACUUCACCAGUCCUGCGGUGAUACAAAACGCCCACUACCUGACCCCGAAGGAUCCAGGCUAUUCCUGUGAGAUGCUGGAGUCAUCAGUGAAGAGACACGAGUACCCGGAAGGAGACGUUUGGAAACUACAACUCAACAAAUAAGGACUUUAUUGUCAACAUUUCACUAU
Messenger RNA from Poecilia reticulata (guppy), 1422 nucleotides. Lineage: Eukaryota; Metazoa; Chordata; Actinopteri; Cyprinodontiformes; Poeciliidae. The record is from RefSeq and is a predicted model, not a curated record.